This is a messenger RNA of Penaeus vannamei (Pacific white shrimp), 1066 nucleotides long. Lineage: Eukaryota; Metazoa; Arthropoda; Malacostraca; Decapoda; Penaeidae. The record is from RefSeq and is a predicted model, not a curated record.
CACUUGCUCUUUUACCUCAGUUUACGUUUUGCGAUAUAACAGGGAAGUUCUUAAUUAUGCAUCGCAAGUUUUUGCUGUUGGUGUCGUAUGCGGUCGUCCUGUCUGCAGCGGCGACGAUCCUGUGGAACAGCCACGUCGCUCCUGACGCCCAGAGCGCCUCCAUCCUGCGGAGAAUGAACAGCAUGGAUAAAGUGCAGCAGGAGAUUCUUGACUACAUUGACCGCCUUUACUGCAAUGCCUUCGACGUGAUGCCAUCUGGUGGUUUUUGUGUGGACGAUUCCAAGGCGUUUAGUGGCGGGAAUUUCCACUGGGACGGUUGGCUGUGCCGGGCGCUGGAGGACUUGUUCGGAGGCGCGAACGUGGCUGACUUCGGCGCCGGUCUCGGUCACUACGGCCAGUGCUUCCUCAGGAGUUACAAGAGCUUUGUGGAAACCGAAGACGAGGGCGAGAAGGCGGAGAUGGCGGGGAAGUUCGCGCGGGAAAUGGCGGCUGCGAAUCUCACCGGUAGAGGGCAGGUCGUUCGCUCGUGGAAAGGGUGGGACGGCGCGGCCAACAUCGCCCGUCUGAGCCGCGGCAGGAUCGGCCGGCUGAACCUCGCCCGCCGCGUGGAUGUGGGCGCGAGGUUCGACUGGGUUCUGAGCCUCGAGGUCGGGGAGCACAUCCCGAGGGCGUUCGAGGGCGUCUUCAUGGAUAAUCUGGUGAAGCACGCCUGCACAGGCAUCGUGCUGUCAUGGGCAGUGCCAGGCCAGGACGGGCACCACCACGUCAACACCCGAGAAAACGAGUAUAUUAAGGCGAGCAUGGCAGAACGGGGCUUAGUGGCCGACGAGGAGGCCGAGAGGAAACUUCGGGAUACUGCAUCGCUCCCCUGGUUCAAAAACACGCUUAUGGUCUUCAAGUUUCCCAAGAAGAAGUGUUGAAGAAAGGGAAAAAAAGAGAAGAGAGGAUCGGAGGGGAGAGCGGGGGAUAAGAGAGCAGGGAAGAGAGAGUUGAAAAACAAUGAUAAAAGCACUUUUAACAAUAACUAUGAAGUGAUUGCACCAAAAUAAAAUAACGCAAAAAAUUA